ACAGGACGGGACGGGACGGGACAGGACGGGACGGGACCGGACCCAGCGCCCCGCGGGCCAUGCGCCUCCUGGCCACGGCGCUGGCCGCCCUGCUGGCCACGGCCCCGGCCCCAGAUGUUUGUGAGGCUUUAAAUGUGACAGUCUCUCCUGGACCAACAGUGCGAUACUUCGAGGGAGAUAAUGCUACUCUUUACUGCCACAUUUCUCAAAAGAGAAAGACAGACAAUUUGUUGGCUGUGCGGUGGGUCUUCGCUGCAUCACCUACCCAGGAGCAUCUGAUGAUCAAAAUGACCAAGUUUGGAUCUGUCCAGUAUUAUGGAAAUUAUACUCAUCAUUUCCACAAGCAAAGACUUCAUCUUCUUAAGGAGAAACAUGGAACUAUGUACAAAUUUCUUAUUUUAAGUCUCCAGCAAACAGAUCAAGGACGUUAUAUAUGUAAAGUCCAGGAAAUCGGCAAACACAGGAAUAAGUGGACAGCAUGGUCAAAUGGCACAGCAGCUACUGAAAUAAGAGUGAUUUCAUCAAAAUCUUCUGAUCAUCCCAUUUUCAAGACAAAUCAUGAAGCUUGGAAAUUUUUUGAAGACCUAUAUGUGUAUGCAGUGUUUGUGUGUUCCAUAGGAAUCAUCAGCGUCCUCCUUUUUACACUUGUCAUUCUCUGUCAGUCACUUCUGAACAAGAGGAGAUCCACAGUGAAGCAUUACCUCGUGAAAUGCCCCCAGAACAGAUCACAAUCCAGGUUAUUGGGCAGGGAUUCUCACAAGUGGAAGGUGGUGUGUUUGCAUGAACUCACUAGGACAAACCAUCUUUGCCUCCAUUGCCUUCAUUUUCCCCCCACUUAUGAGCCUGUGCUUUGCAGUUCCGGGGAAACAGUUACCAGUGUGACAAGCCUGUCUCCUCUACAGCCUAAGAAGGUAAAGAAAAAGAAAGAGAAAGAGAAACUGGAGCAGCCACCAGCCAUUCCAGCAAAAGCUCCAAUUGCCAAUAAUUUCCCUAAGCCCAAGCUCUUGAAACCUCAAAGAAAACUGAUCCUGCCAAAAAUUGCAGAGGAGAAUUUAACAUAUGCUGAACUUGAACUUAUGAAGCCGAUUCAGGAAGCCAAAGGCAUUCCCAGUACGACAGUCUACGCACAGAUACUCUUUGAGGAGAACAAGCUGUAAUAGUUCAUGCCUGUAUAAAUGUCUUAUGUCUGUGUUCUAUUUAAUUCUUGCUGUACUGUUUAUUUAUAAAAAUCAUACAGAUGUCCUUAUUUUUUUAUUUCCAUUCAUGCACUUCUAUUUUUCUGUGAGACUUCUAAACACCAUGUAGUUGAAAGUAAUCAUAGAAAAAGCAGCUGGUCUACAAGUGAUACCCUUUGUAGAGUUCUAUAUCCCUGUUGUAAAUGAACUAAGUUCCACUUGGGGCAUUUUUCACACUAAACAUUAUUCCUUCUUUAAUGUUAAUGGGAAGAGUCCAGCUGCAAACAUCAACAUCUUAACAAGCCUCAGAAGGACUAGUGGCAGGAUCCAUGCCCAUCAGCCUGCUGCUGAAGGCAAAGACCACUGGCUAGGAAAAUGGCCACUUUAAUGCAUUUUAUCCCAUCAGAAAGUAUUAACUCAGUAAAGCUGAGACUUUUUUCUACAGCAAAGGAAAAGCUUAAAUUACUUUUUCAGCUUUCCCCCCCCCUCCAGAAAUAGUUAAAAAGGUUUGUCUUCUAUGUUUUCAAAUUCCAUUCCUAAAUGACAUUGUCUUUAAAAAACUUAUGUUACUUUUGGUAAGGUGCUUGAAAUAAAAUAUUCAAAAAUAA
Messenger RNA from Pipra filicauda (Wire-tailed manakin), 1783 nucleotides. RefSeq names its product V-set and transmembrane domain containing 4 (gene VSTM4). The transcript is spliced from 8 exons. The record is from RefSeq and is a predicted model, not a curated record. Bases 60 to 1157 code for a protein of 365 amino acids. Lineage: Eukaryota; Metazoa; Chordata; Aves; Passeriformes; Pipridae.